AUGGAACCAAAUAUAUCAAUAAUUUCCAAUCCUGCUGUCUCUAUAUCUUCAAAGCAACAGCAACGCAAAGCGGGCAGAACUUAUCGCCCCCCUCAGUCCUGCGCCCUUUGCAGAAACCGAAAGUAUGAUGCAUCCUCUUCACGAAUAUCACUGAUCAUCACUGACCUUUCCUGAGAUUGAAAUGCGACCGGAAAGAACCAUGUGCAAAUUGUAUCACUCGGAGAGAAACAUGUAGUUAUGCUGGUUCUCGGAGGCCAGUUCGAGGCGCUAGUACACCUAAUAUCCGACCUCAGCAUGUUGAGAGCAUGCAGGAGAGAAUAGACCACUUGGAGAGUCUUGUUAAGAGAAUUGCUUCCCGAGAUGUACCCAAGAAUCCCAUAAAAGAUCCUUGCAUCAAGACGAAUGGAACCACACAUCAAAAUGGAACUGAAUACACGGUAGCUAGAGCAGACGAGAAUAACUCAACUGAUGAGAUUCGACAUGGUGUAGGAGUGAUGAGAGUAUCUCAAGAAAAAUCUCAGUACAGAGGCAGUACUCACUGGGGAGAUGUCUUUCAAGAAGUAAGCAUCUUAUAAAUACCUCAUCCAAGCUAUCCUAACAUCCACGCAGCUCAACGAGCUCAAAAAUGUGUGGGCUCGCGUUCAGGAAGAUCCUGGAGACCCAGACUUUUUGAAUCUCGAUACUUCAUUUUCUAGCUCUAUCUCUGUUGCUAAUGGGGCCCCGUUACUGUACUCAGGCUUCAAAUCCUCAACUUUUCACGAAAUUCAUACGUCAAUACCAGAGAGGCCAGUUUUAGACAAACUAAUUGACCGAGUAUUUGAUGAGUAUGACUCUCCAUUGACCGCGCUUCGUAAGUCUUAUUGUAAAGAAGAGCCGUCGAAGCACAACUGACCGUCUAGAUAGACUGUCUCCACAAACCUACAUUCAUGCAGGAGUAUGAAGCCUACUGGGCCAAUCCAGAAGAAACAAAAGUUAUGUGGGUUGGAAUGCUAUUUUCAUUGAUGGCUUUGGUCAUGCUUUCGUAUCAUCUGAUGGAUGAGGAACCUCCAGAAUAUGAAGGACUUUCGGAGGGCAUGUUUGAUGUAUACAGCCUCAGAACUGCACAGUGCUUAGCGUUGGGCGAUAUCACAAAAGGUGCUCCGUACACUAUGGAGACAUUGCUGUUUUAUGGGAUUGGAGAACAAGCUCGGAAAAGUGAUGGUGGAACUGGUGUUUGGAUUAUGUUUGGAACCAUUAUUCGCGUGGCCCAACAAAUGGGCUACCACAGGGAAGUCUAGUCCCACAGAGCUUGUUAAACACACUAACAGAUCUUAGGGAUCCUUCACAAUACCCCGAAAUCUCAAUUCUCCAAGGAGAAAUGAGGCGUCGAGUAUGGUUCUUUAUAGUCCGCCUAGAUUCCGUGCUAUCGUUUCAGACGGGCUUGCCUGGAAUGGUUCGAGCGAAUACUUAUGAUACGGCAGUCCCACGGAAUCUUUACGACUGGGAUCUAUCCGAAAGUAUGACCAAGUUGCCGCCUUCAAGACCAAGUACUGAUUCAACCCCGAUAAUAUUUCUCCUUUCGAAGGACGGUAUUUUGCUCGCACUUGGCAAGAUUGUAGAUUUUCUCUGUGCUCUUGGACCUUACUCUUAUGAUAGAGUUCUUGAGUUGGAUGAUGAACUGUCACUAGCGCAAUCUCAGCUACCCGUAAGUAUAAAUCUUCUCUUCUCCUCAUCAUGUUAUAUCCAAAGCCGACAAAGUACCUAGCCAUAUCUACACAUGCGUCCAUUAGAAGACUCCAUGAACGACCCCAAAUCCCUCAUCGGCCGAAGAGUCCAACUAGAAAUGCUCUUCCACCAAGGAAUGUGUGUCCUGCAUCGAAAAUUCAUGGUCCAAGGCCGAAUCGACGGUCGUUUCGCGCCCUCUCGAAGACGCUGCAUUCGUUCCGCCAUGGCACUAAUUUCCAUCCAAGGGAUUCUCUACCAGGAAGCUCGCGGGACGGUCAAUGAUAAAAUACGCUUUACACGACAUUGGUACCGGUUCUCGUUCACCAGUCAGGACUUCAUUCUUUCCGCCAUGAUCUUAUGCUUGGAUCUGCGGUCCACGAGGGUUUCUGUCCCUGGUGCGCGUCUGGAAGCUGGCCUGGAGCUCGAGGAAGAGAAGAAGAUCGCUGCUAUCAAGACGGCGUUUCGGAUCUGGGAGUAUGCGCAGAAGAGCCUGCCGGAGGUGAGUAAAGUGUACCGGGUUCUGUGUUAUAUGAUUGAGACGCUUGGGAUUGGGGACCAGGUUGGACUACAACCAGCCUCCAACUCGGAUGCAGAUGCCAACCAUAUCCAUCCUGCGUUGCUCCAUGAUGAGCAAACCCAUCUUCAUGUGCCGGAGUUUGAAAUUCUUGGUUCGGGAGAUGGUAUGAAUAUUGAUUGGGUAUCACUUUCUUCUGCAUCCCUUUUUUAUUCCUUGAUUCCCCCUUUCUGACUUCCGAAUAGGGCAUGUGGGAUUCGUUCUUGGAUGGUAUGAGUUUUGAUGAUGCUUUUGGGCCGGUGCUUAGUCCACCUACAACCAAUUAAUUAGUAUCCUGUAAAUUGCAAUACUGAUAGAAAGAAAC
Molecule: messenger RNA, 2582 nt
Organism: Hymenoscyphus albidus
Lineage: Eukaryota; Fungi; Ascomycota; Leotiomycetes; Helotiales; Helotiaceae
Source: the annotation of a GenBank genome assembly